AACACAGCCUGUAAACAUUCACACGAUACUCUUUCUAUUUUCUAUUACACCAAACCAACAAUUGAUUGAUUCUCUCUCUCCAACUUUCCCUCGCCCUAACACAUUCAAUCAUUCCUCCCACUACCCUCUCAAUUUUUGUCUCCUCAAGAACCCUAAUUUUUCUCUCCUUUUUCCUUCAAUUUCUUCUCACUUUUUUGAAUUUUUGUUCUUUUUUGUAGGUUUCAAUUUAGGGUUCCAGUUUUAGUAAUUUUCUUCAGAUCAAAAGCUCGUCACUCGAUUUGAAUUUUUCAAACAAUCACACUGUUCUGUUUGUUUGUUGGAAUUUGUGAUUUGGGGAUAAUUAUGUACGUUAGUUAGGGUUAAGCAUUAUUAAGAGUUUGGAUUUGGAGUGUAGCUUUGCCGGAUUUUUUGAAUUCCGGCGAAAAUGGCGACUGAUUUACCGAUGAAUCCUCAGAUGGAGCAGAUCCAUGGCGAAAUUCGCGACAAUUUUCGAGCUCUUGCCAAUGGUUUUCAGAAAUUGGACAAGGUCAAAGACCCAAAUAGACAAAGCAAGCAGCUGGAAGAACUUACAGGGAAGAUGAGGGAGUGUAAAAGAUUAAUUAAGGAGUUUGAUCGGGAAAUUAAAGACGAGGAGGCCAAAAAUCCGCCUGAAGUCAACAAGCAACUCAAUGAUGAGAAGCAGUCUAUGAUCAAAGAGCUAAAUUCAUUUGUGGGCUUAAGGAAGACAUAUAUGAGUAGCCUUGGCAAUAAGAAGGUAGAAUUGUUUGACAUGGGAGCAGGAACCAGUGAACCAACAGCUGAAGAAAAUAUUCAGAUGGCUUCAUCAAUGACAAAUCAAGAGCUUAUUAAUGCUGGGAAUAAGACUUUGGAUGAGACUGAUCAGGCCAUUGAGCGCUCUAAACAGGUAGUUGCACAAACUGUUGAGGUCGGAACUGAAACUGGAGCUAAAUUAAAGGGUCAAACUGAUCAAAUGGGUCGUAUUGUUAAUGAGCUGGAUACUAUUCAAUUUUCACUCAAGAAGGCAUCUCAGUUGGUGAAGGAGAUUGGUCGGCAGGUUGCCACUGACAAGUGUAUCAUGCUUUUUCUCUUUCUUAUCGUCUGUGGUGUCAUAGCCAUUAUUGUUGUGAAGAUUGUGAAUCCAAACAACAAAGAUAUUAGGGACAUUCCAGGAUUAGCACCUCCAGCCCCUGCAGCAAGAAGGCUCUUGUAUGUGAAAGCUGAACAUUUCGGAUAGAUUGCUGCCAUUGGAUUCUUCCACACUUCAGUUUGGAUUAUUGGUUCCAUUCCCCUAUAGUUUGUGCAUAUCGAGUUUGUGUCAUUUGUAAAUCAUGUUGAGGAGAUUUUUGUUUAUCCUUUUGGCAGUCGCAUUCUCCUCAAAAGCAACGGCUUUCAAGAUCAUUGUAUCCACAUUCAGGUUAUUUUGCUGUCAAUAUUUUAUCCUGUGUGUAAUAGUAAGCCACUCAACAUUUAGAGGAUGCAGUAAAUGUGUGUUCAUUCUUUAUACAUUUGUGUUGAUAUGCUUUUUCUCUGUCACAUUUUUUAUAUUCCAAUAGAUUGAUUGGAAA
Messenger RNA from Chenopodium quinoa (quinoa), 1565 nucleotides. RefSeq names its product novel plant SNARE 13-like. Gene Ontology annotation, molecular function: SNAP receptor activity; SNARE binding. The record is from RefSeq and is a predicted model, not a curated record. The transcript has 10 exons. Lineage: Eukaryota; Viridiplantae; Streptophyta; Magnoliopsida; Caryophyllales; Amaranthaceae. Gene Ontology annotation, biological process: retrograde vesicle-mediated transport, Golgi to endoplasmic reticulum; vesicle fusion. Bases 425 to 1234 code for a protein of 269 amino acids. Gene Ontology annotation, cellular component: endoplasmic reticulum membrane; Golgi apparatus; ER to Golgi transport vesicle membrane.